Messenger RNA from Gryllus bimaculatus (two-spotted cricket), 2554 nucleotides. Lineage: Eukaryota; Metazoa; Arthropoda; Insecta; Orthoptera; Gryllidae. The record is from the annotation of a GenBank genome assembly.
AAAGGCGCCCGGCGCGGCGUUUUGCAUAGUUGUCACCUGCCGCCGAUAACGCCUCUUCCCUCGAGUCAUCGCCUUCUCUUGAGGUCACCAUGGCCACCGUCUGUGUUGCGAGUGCAACUGCACUGCUGCUCCUGAGCAUCUUCGCGCUGAGCCAGGCCACUACGAAGGAUGAGUACUGCCACCUGUGCUCCACUCACACCAUGUGCCGAUACACGGGCGUGUCGUCGGCGUGCCGCGCGGGCCGCUGGGAGCACGGCGUGCCGGCCGACCAGCAGGGCGCCAUCGUCGAAGUGCACAACAAGCUGCGCAACCAGAUCGCGCAGGGCAAGGAGACGCGUGGCAGCCCGGGUCCGCAGCCACCCGCGGCCAACAUGCUGCGCAUGACAUGGGACGAUGAGCUGGCGCAAGUAGCUCAACGCUGGGCAGAUCAGUGCAACUACCAACAUGACGCUUGCAGGAACGUGCCUCGUUACUACGUGGGACAGAACCUCUAUAUUAAAAUCCAGUGGCCGUGCUCAUCCAUGGAUAGCAAGCAAUACUGGGAAGAAGCCAUUCUAGCUUGGUACAAUGAAGUGGCUCAGUUCGACAAGAACUCCGUUGGUAGCCUCAAAGGCGCCAGCGGCACGGGCCACUACACGCAGGUGGUGUGGGCCAACACCAACCGCGUCGGCUGCGGCUUCUCGCUCUUCCAGGACGGCAACAAGUGCAAGAAGUACUACGUGUGCAACUACGGCCCUGGCGGCAACAUGUUGAAGCAGCCGGUGUACAAGGCGGGUACAGCCCGCUCCGCCUGCCCCUCCGCCACGGCCCGCGACGCGCGCUUCCCCAACCUCUGCUAGCCCCUCCCCCUCCCCAACCCACCUCACUGGAGAAUGAUCAUCCUUUCCACCUUCUCUGUUGCAGAUGUACAAGAUAAAUUGGUGGAAUUUUCCACCACUUUUGAUAGUUAUAUUAAACUCAUUGCCAGGAAUUUUUGUUUUUGUCUCUCACUUCUUCGUUCCACGAAAUUGGUGACAUAUAGUAUAGCAUUGUCUAUAGUGUUCUUUAAUGGUAUUCUGUGUAAUUUGGUAAAAGUAGGCUAGCGUAUUUAGCGCUUAUAAUUUGUCUACAUGAGUAUGCAUUCCAACAUAAUACCUCUCUUUCCGUGAAAAUGUCAUUCAUUAACGUCAUUCGCAAAGUUCAAUGCAAGAUAAGUCACAAGACAUCUGUUUGGAAUUUGGGCUGUACGUGACCCUGGUGCAUCAUUUUGACCAGAAUAAAAACGUGUAGUAAAGUUGUGUACUAUCCUUCGUUGAGCUCUGACCGGCACGUUGUUUAGAGUUGUAGCUGAUCCAGCUGCAUCGAGACUUCUGAAGCCCGAAGCCAACGCUAAGAAAAACCCCCUGUGGUUAUAUUACGAUUUUGUUAGAAUAUUAGUGAAACAGAUUAUUUUGCAGUAACAAUACCCUCACAUAAUAGCCGACGUACAGUCUGAUUAAAAUAUAUUUGAGUGACUUCUCAUUUGAAAUUACGUUUUCCCCCUUCGCGUUAUUAGAACUGUUUUCACGUUUGUUAUUCAACGCUCACGUUAUUCAACAAGCAAGUACUACACUGCGCCAAAAAAAUCCCACAGCACCGAGCCGAAUCAAGGCUUCCUAUUAAAAAUUGCAUUUAUAUUUGUUAGAAACCAGAUCACUUGGAAACAAGUGAUGGGAGCAACAUUUCCAACAUUUGUGAUUAGUAUGCAAUUUACGGUUUCAAGAUGCACUCUCUCCAGCAAGGUGCCGCAUCGGUGAGAUUCUCCUGGAACGCUAUAUUUUAUAAUUCUUUCGCAAAAUUCUUUGUAACAUGUAUGUCGAAGCCCAAAUUUAGGCGUCUUGAGAUAAUUAAAUCACAUACAAGACGAAAUCGUCUUUUACCGGAUUCUAAAGCCACUUAUUACAGAAAGUAACUAGAAAUUUGUUAAAAUGACGGAAAGAAGUCAAAAUUUAUCAGCUUCUUAUAUUUCUUUUACGAAAAGUCGCAACUAUUGAGAAUGUGUUGCUAAAAUUUUACCAUCGAUUUACGUAAACUAAUAGAUCUUUUUUGUAAAUUUUAUUACCACACCCUCCCCGGCAAAAUACGCAGAAAAGAAGUACUUGCGCUAAAUUUUCAGAACUUAUAUACGAGAAUUCAAUUAAUAACAGUAAACAAUUAAUUUGGCUUAUAAAACUAUUUCCUGAAAGACAGAUUACAUGGAUCAAUGUGUACAAAUUUCUAAUUAAAAACAAUUAACCUACACUUUCAGCACAAAAAUUCUACGAAUUCUGUGUGAAAUAGAGUAUUGGCGGAGAAUUUUGAAUUUUUGUUUUCAUCUUUUUCAGAAGUGCGAAGUGAACAAAGGCCCAAUUAAAAUCGCACCGCGAGAUACAAAAUUAAUUUAGCUUUCCGCCUCCCAACUCCACCCCGUUCAUGAAAUUCUAGAACCAAUACACGCUUUAAAAUAUUACACAGAAUAUUAUGUUUUUUAUAUCUAUUUUUUUAUAUUAAGUAUAUUAAUUUUAAACCUUGUAAACGUUUUUAUUUAUUGUAAAAU